AUGGCGUCAGGGAGACUAUCACAAGGCUGGGAAGGCGUGAACAUUUCUCUUCGAACUGACCGUGAAAUAUAUCCGCGAACAAACAAAAUCACUGAUUCUGCUCAGUACAGGGCCGGAUUCCAUCAAUGUGCCUCGCAUAUCGGGCGCUACAGCGGAGUUAGCCCGUCAGUGAGGGCUCGACUCGCUAAACACCUGCGCAGAUCGCACGCCACCUCCACCCAGGCCACCGCCAACGACGGCAAAUCUGACGUCGACCGCGAGGGGGCGCCCGUCGAGGAAAUGAAAGAAGAGCUGCGAUCGCCUGCAGCGAGCCCCGUUGCCAUGGACACGACGCGCGAGACGAACGCCACGCCUCCUAGCGAGCUGGGUAGCGUGUCGUCGACUCACGUCAACAUUACGUCAAGUCCGCGAGUAGUCUCCUGCGAGGACCACGGCGAAGUGCCGCUGAAGGAAUACACGUGGCGGGAGCAGGCCGGACGUGACGGUGUCGCAGCUACGCGGCUAGAGAGCGGAGAAGUCGUGCUCGUCUUCCCUACCGAAGCGGGAUCGCGACACAACAUGCUUUUCAACUCUGGGCUGGCGACUCCGCCCAGCACGCCUCCCAGCUCGCCCGACCACAGGACCAAUGAGCAGGGUAGCAUGGUCUUUGCGAACGUCGAGUCAGUAUACGCUGGCCAGAGCGUUUGGCGCCCGUGGUAGAGUGCGCCAAUGUGCGUGUGUAUGACGCCGGGGCGUACUGCGCUGCCUUGCUCCCCUUCGCUUAAUUACUACCAUCUCGGCGAAAAAACAUCCAGGGACAUUUAGCACGCGAAAACACUAUAUAGAUUAUACAUUAUAGUAUAUAUUAAAUUAGUAUAUAUAUAUAUAUAUACUAACUGUACAUUUCUACGCGCGAAGUAGUGUGGCAGUGCUUAGUUCAUCCGGAAACUAAGCCGUGUGUGUGCGUUUUGUGUCAUUGUAUUGUGUUUCUCAAACACCAAAGAUAUGUGCGUACACCAUCAUGUUGUAAUCGCGCGCUACAUUUAAUAGAAACGUGUAAUAGUAGAAAUCGACGUUCAUCCUAAAUGAGAACCAUGUAAAGAUAUAAAUGUAUAUAAUAGUAUUUUUAUAAUAUUCUGUAUAUUUGAUCGUAAAAUAAACCGUAACUUUUUAAAUUGAA
Molecule: messenger RNA, 1159 nt
Organism: Priapulus caudatus
Lineage: Eukaryota; Metazoa; Priapulida; Priapulimorpha; Priapulimorphida; Priapulidae
Exons: 3
Coding region: 1-699 (232 amino acids)
Biological process (GO): regulation of DNA-templated transcription
Molecular function (GO): DNA binding
Source: RefSeq, a predicted model, not a curated record